GUGCCUCUCCCUCUCUAUCUACACUACUUUACGGCCCCCCCUUGUUAUGUUGCAACUAGCCAUGUUUGAAGUCGAAGUAGUUCUCGAAUAAAUAGAUAACUAACCCCCGAAAUCACCAAAUAAUCAUACUGAAUAAUUAUUAUCACCAGUUUUACUUGUACUAUGUCUAGAAUCCGGUGUGGAACAACAGUAGAUUCGGAAAAUUCUGUGAACAGGUAAAGUGCUCCGUUUAGCUGUCAUCAAGAGGUUAUCCCUGUCAUAAUAAUGUUAUCGAGUAUCGUGAAGGAGCACCAGAGCAAACAGCAAGCGAGGAAAGAGCUCCAAGAACAGAAGCGCAAGGAAGCUGUUCAAGCUGCCAACAACUUGACGCAGGCACUUGUAGAUCAUUUGAACGUCGGAGUGGCUCAGGCUUAUUUAAACCAGAAGAAACUCGACGCUGAGGCGAAGCAGUUGCAGCAGAGUGCAACGGCCUUCGCCAAACAGACGCACUCCUGGUUGACCCUCGUGGAGACCUUCUCCAGUGCCCUGAAGGAGAUCGGUGAUGCUGAGAAUUGGGCGAGAAGUAUCGAGGGGGACAUGAGGACCAUCGCAACAGCCUUGGAAUAUUCUUACAAAGCAACUCAAGAAGUACACGGUCCCACCCCCCCAUAAAUCCCCCAAAUCACAAUGAAAAAUUCAUGAUCUCAAUAAUUUUAUUGUUAAACAUAUUCAAUACACAAAUCAAUAAUCAAUAAAAGGGCAGGAAAUAAACAAUCAC
Diachasma alloeum is the source of this 757-nucleotide messenger RNA. It is a transcript of the gene Blos1, whose product is annotated as biogenesis of lysosome-related organelles complex 1 subunit 1. Bases 265 to 651 code for a protein of 128 amino acids. NCBI's taxonomy places the organism in Eukaryota, Metazoa, Arthropoda, Insecta, Hymenoptera, Braconidae. Gene Ontology annotation, biological process: endosomal transport. The record is from RefSeq and is a predicted model, not a curated record. Gene Ontology annotation, cellular component: BLOC-1 complex. The transcript has 4 exons.